GUUCUGAUCACCGGCGCAAACGGCUUCCUGGGAGAGAGCCUAUGUCGAAAAUUCUGUCUCGAGGGAUGGGAGACAUAUGGCUUGGUGCGUUCUGCUGAAAAGGUGGCCGGCCUGUUGGAAAAUGAGAUUAUUCCGCUAGUGGGCGCGCCUGGAGACGUGGGCUUUCUUGAGGAGAUCAAAGAUGUCGAGUUCGAUGUCAUUAUUUCUACUACUGAAGACAUGGUCCGUUACGAAGCCCACUUUGCCGACAUCAUUGCUCUUGUUAUUUCUGCAUCUACAGCGGCAAAUCGUGCAGGAAAGAAACCUCUCCUCUUGUUCACCACUGGCGCUAAAGACACCGGGCCUUCUGGCCUUGUCUCAUCCAAAAAUUUCGUGGUAACAGACGAGUCAACUGUUCCCCGCGAUCCUCUACCAAUGCAUGUUAUACGAUAUAAUACUAUACAACAAUCAUUCAAUCAUGCCGACAACUUUCACGCAAUUUUAGCUCGACCGACGCUUAUUUACGGUCGGAGUGCCUCCUGGUAUGGAACAAUUCUUCAUCAAGCUGCUACCGGGGAUCAAAUCGUUCUAUAUGGCUCUGAGGAUGUUGUCUACCACGGCGUCCACGUUGAUGAUGUGGCCGAUGCAUAUUUUUUGCUGGCGACUAAGGUUGGGCCGCGAGGCCAUGGCGAGCUGUAUAAUAUAGCAAACGAUGACUACGAAACUCUUGGCGCCAUUGCAGAGGCAGUCAGCAAACAAUACGGAGGCAGGCAUACGAUCACUUUUAAACCUGUGGAGAGCGGGAAGCUUUAUCAAGAGCUUACUGGCUUCUCUCACGCCAUGAGUGCCGAAAAGCUAAAAAGGGCUGCUGGUUGGAAACAAAAGAAGCCUGGUUUCAUUGAGGGUCUGAAGGUGUACAGCGCAAGCUACAAUGAGCUUGUCCAAAAGGGGGACGCAAGAGCCUUGCGGAUA
Molecule: messenger RNA, 951 nt
Organism: Trichoderma harzianum CBS 226.95
Lineage: Eukaryota; Fungi; Ascomycota; Sordariomycetes; Hypocreales; Hypocreaceae
Exons: 1
Source: RefSeq, a predicted model, not a curated record